Asterias rubens (European starfish) is the source of this 1757-nucleotide messenger RNA. Its product is annotated as xaa-Pro dipeptidase-like. The coding region runs from base 167 to 1612 and encodes 481 amino acids. NCBI's taxonomy places the organism in Eukaryota, Metazoa, Echinodermata, Asteroidea, Forcipulatida, Asteriidae. Gene Ontology annotation, molecular function: metalloaminopeptidase activity; manganese ion binding. The record is from RefSeq and is a predicted model, not a curated record. The transcript has 15 exons.
UUUUUUACUGCUGACACUGUGUGUGUGUUACGUGCUGGAGGUGUUGACAUUGGUCGGUUGGUGGUGGUGUGGUACGUUCUUGCUUUGCCUUCGCUUUAUGGUUGUCACCCAAAAAGUGUCCGCUGUUUGUGUGUGAUCUUCAAAAGAUUUUUGAUCAGCAAGACAAAUGCCUCCUCCAAUUUAUUCCCUGGGUGGGAAAACCUUUCCUGUUCCUGCCAAGCUGCAUUCAGACAAUAGAGGGCGCUUACUGAACCGACUGCGAGGCAACAAGGAUGUACCCUCUGGGGCUGUGAUUCUCCUUGAAGGAGGGAAGGAGAUCAAUCAAUACUGCACAGAUAUCGAACUGGUGUUUCGUCAGGAAUCCUUUUUCAUGUGGACAUUUGGGGUGGAGUUGUCUGGAUUCUUUGGUGCAAUCUCUGUCGAUACAGGCAAGACUGUUCUGUUUGCCCCCAAGAUUCCUGAAGCAUACAUUGUAUAUGUUGGCAAGUUGAUGUCAAAUGAGGAUUUGAAAGAGCGUUAUGCUGUUGAUGAAGUACACUUUGUUGAGGAGAUGGCAGAAGUGUUGAGAGCCAUGCAACCCAGCACUCUUCUCACAUUGAAAGGUGUUAAUACAGACAGUGGAUUGACAUCACAUGAGGCUACAUUUGACAGCAUUGACAAGUUUACUGUCGAUAAUUCUAUACUCCAUCCAGAAAUAUCCGAGUGUCGAGUCUUUAAGAGCCCGGGAGAGCUUGAGAUUCUGCGCUAUGUCUGUCAGGUCAGCUGCGAGGCACACAAAGAGGUCAUGAGGAAGGUCAGACCAGGCAUGCAGGAGUACCAGCUGGAGAGUACAUUCAAACAUCAUGUGUACUACCAUGGGGGAUGUCGCCAUGUGGCUUACACCUGUAUCUGUGCAAGUGGUAUCAAUGCAUCAGUGCUUCACUAUGGGCACGCUGGAGCUCCAAAUAAUCGCCAGAUCCUGGAUGGAGACAUUUGCUCAUUUGACAUGGGAGGAGAGUACUACUGCUAUGCGUCAGACAUCACAUGUGCCUUUCCAGCCAAUGGCAAGUUCACUGCUGAUCAGCGUAUGAUCUAUGAGGCUGUACUCAAGGCCAAUAGGGCAGUCUUCAAGACCAUGAAACCAGGUGUUCUCUGGCCGGACAUGCACCGUCUGGCAGAGCGUGUUCUCCUUGAGGAGCUUACCCGUCAUGGAUUGCUCAAAGGUGACGUAGAUGAGAUGAUGAAGGUGUACCUGGGGGCAGUCUUCAUGCCUCACGGCCUGGGCCACUUCAUGGGUUGCGAUACCCAUGAUGUAGGUGGAUACCCGAAGGGUGUAGAUCGAAUCCAGAGACCAGGUAUUAAGAACCUGCGUACGGCUCGUGUCCUGCAAGCUGGUAUGGUCAUUACAGUGGAACCUGGAUGCUACUUCAUUGCAGCAACCCUGGAGCCAGCUUUGAAGAACCCUGACAUGAUGCCAUUCCUCUGCCCAGAUGUCUUAGAGAGAUUCAAGAACUUUGGAGGGGUCCGCAUCGAGGAUGAUGUUUUGGUGACACAAGAUGGCGCUGAGAAUCUCUCCUCGGGUGUUCCCAGAGAAAUAGACGAGAUAGAGGCCCUGAUGGCAGAAGGACGUUAGAUAACGGAGCCUCGUGACCAACCAAAACCGCCCAACCAUCAAGGGACCAGCCGUCGACACAACGAGUUAGGUCUGCAUGCUACAGUGCAGGGUUGGGACUCGUCCUAAGUCAUAAGAUUAAUCCUAAGUUAGGAAGAGUUUUGUG